AGCUCGUUAGAAAAAGCAUGGCAAGUCUAACUAGAUUGACUCUCCGUUUUCUCACAAAUACACGUCAAAUACUUCACCCUAUACCAGCUGUUAGCGUAACAGCGGAAAGAGGUAGAAAACGAUGGGCAGUGCCAUAUUACAAUGAAUUAUACAGCCGUCGUCUUAAAGUUGGACCUGAGAAAGAGAGACACAGAUCAGAGUGGAGUAAUUGGAACUAUGAUGCUGAAAUCUAUGCGUUUGGUAAAAGAUUGAAAGAAGAGUUUAAUGAACACACAUUGAAGAUUGCAUUUACUCACAGGUCUUACAUUGAAAGUGAGGAGUCUAGAAGAUCACAACUCGGUAUAGAUGACUCGGAUGUACCCUUGAAUCUCCAAGACAAUGAGGAGCUUGCCAGAGAGGGAGAAAAGCUUGCAAGUGAGCAUGUGUAUGCAUUUAUAAGAUUCUCCCAUCCCUUCCUCCCAGAAGAGGCAAUUAGUGCUGUUCAUGAUUACUUGAUGUCAGAGGAAAUGUUGGCAACUAUUGGACUAAACUUGGGAAUUAAAGACUUGAUUCUAUGUGAAGACUUUCCCCCCGAAGCUAGCACUAUGGUGAAAACAUUCAAAGCGAUCAUUGGUGCACUUAGUAGGGACCAGGGCAGGACACAAGCCCAGCAGUUUGUCCAGGAUUUCAUUUGCACCAUGCUGGUGGGGAAGGAUGUCAAUGAACUAUGGGAUGUACACAAUCCUAUGGGAGUCCUUGUGGAUAUCCUGCAGAAUCAGGGUAAACAACCACCAGAAGCUAGGCUACUUAGAGAAACAGGAUCCCGGACAGUGUUGUCUUGUUACAUUGUGGGCAUAUACAGUGAUACAGCAUUACUGGGUCAAGCUCCUGGUGAGACCUUAGAGAUUGCAGAGGAAAUGGCCGCCAGGGACGCACUCAGGAACAUUUUCUGUACCACAGAGUACAAGUCACCUCUCAAAUUUAACACUGAGCCUGAGGUUGUGACUGGAGGCAGUCAACUAAUACUGGACAAUGCAAUGAAAUAUGUGAAAAGUUCUGCAAGGCAGCUUGAAUAAUGAGAUGUAUACAAUGAAAUAUUGGAUACAAUUGAAUAACUGAUAUUGGAUUAAUAAUAUGAUAAGCCUUGCUCUUUUUCUGAAGCAGAUAUCAUAUUAUUUAAAGUUGAAUAGUAUCAAUGCAGCAGGAUCACCAUAAAAAUAAUUUGCAUAGUUUAGAUCAAAAAUAAUGCCAGGCAUAUUUAAGUGGCGAGACAAAUUAAGCCUUUGGAUGUCAUAAUCACGGUUUUAAUUGGAACAAAUGUAUGAAUGCAUCAGAUUACUUUUGUAAGUACACACCCAAUUAAGAGACGCUGUAGCGCCAGAAGUUUACGGACGUUAUACAAGAAUUUCCGGCUGGAGAUUUGUAAGUAUACUCAUUUUAUUCAACGUUUUGACAGAAUAUGGUUCUUUCCUUUUUGUAGAAACAUUGAUCAACAUUUUGUCUGAACACGGUCUAGAACUUCUCACAUCUUCUAGAAAGCAUGACAAUGUUUUGAAAAAUUAUCAUUUCUUAAAAAAAUCAUCAUAGUUUCUAUAAUUGUACCCUUAUAAUUUUGAAAUAUUGAUUAGAUUAACAUACAAUUUUCAUACAUCAUCCAGACACUUCACUUUCCCAAAUCAAUGAAAGAAUUCCGAGAAACUAAGUAUAGGAGUCAGGGAUACAACAUUUCAUUGUAGUUAUUACAUUCAAAGAUUGGUGUAAACCUUCUCAAGCCCUAUACUUUUAAACAAAAAUUAAUUUCUCGGAAUUCUUUCAUUUAUUUUGGAAACUGAAGUGUCUGGAUGAUAUCUCAAAAUUGUAUUGUUAAUCUUAUCAAUAUUUCAAGAUGA
This is a messenger RNA of Owenia fusiformis, 1868 nucleotides long. NCBI's taxonomy places the organism in Eukaryota, Metazoa, Annelida, Polychaeta, Sabellida, Oweniidae. The record is from the annotation of a GenBank genome assembly.